Molecule: messenger RNA, 1221 nt
Organism: Ctenocephalides felis (cat flea)
Lineage: Eukaryota; Metazoa; Arthropoda; Insecta; Siphonaptera; Pulicidae
Exons: 6
Coding region: 1-1221 (406 amino acids)
Source: RefSeq, a predicted model, not a curated record
AUGAGGGACAUUUUUGGUCCCCAGCAAGCGGCCAAACAGCAGCACAGGCCUUCCCAAUGGACGUGCGGAUUUUGCGGAAAAAGCUUUUUCGAAGAACGGCAUUUGGAUUUGCAUUUUGACAACAGACAUAAGAAUGAAAUCAAUGUGGCAGAAGACGCAGUAUGCCUCGCCGAUUAUUGCGCGAUGAUGCGUUGCGAAGUGCUCGUAGCCCGCGACGCGUUAGGCGGCCCGUCGUCCGGUCAACGUGCUACGACGGACAUAGAAAUCUGGCGAGACGCGGGGCCUCGAGGAUCCUCGCGACCUUCGGCGACGGCACUCACCGCAACCGGGCCACGGGCACUUGCUAGGCUACCGCAUGGUGCAAAGGCUAAUGGAAGAAAUGGGCGGUACAAAAACGGGUUGCCGGGUCGAGUGGCUGUUAAAAGAUGUGAUAGAGACGAAGCGCCGGUCGCUGAAGAUGUCGAUAAUGAUGACGGAGAGGUAGAAGACAUAGAGGAGAAUGGUGAUUCCAAUGCCACGGCCGCUUGCGAUGAACAUCUUGUGGACUCGGCGUUACCAGCUGUAGAUGGAUCAACAAAUGAUGAAUUUCAACGUCUUAAGGCUGACUGUAAACCUGAUGAUCUGGCAAGGCUCAAGCUGCGAUGUGAGAUUCUUGUCAGAGAUUGUAUUGCUGGUUUGUUGGUUCAUCUAUCUGUUCAAGACUUCACAGAUAUGGAAGAGGAAUUAAAUCACGCAGUGUGUUGGUAUUUGAGUUGUGACCGCUAUUGGGAAGAAGGAAAUCCCGAACCAAGACCUUUUCCAUGGGGUUUGUUAUUUGUGAUGGUAAUGGUAUUGUCACUAGGAAUAUGCCUAUGCUACUACAUUAUCUGGGUGCUAUUUGAAAUUACAAUUACCAUAUUCUUACCGAAAUUACCUAGUCAUGACGACCGAAGCGUGGCAAGUACGAGUGCAACGGCUACCGCCCAUUCCUCGCCCUCGCACAGCGCCGCGGGACGAGCUCUUCCCGGCGAAGGCGACGGUUACGGGCAACGCGCGUUGGUCGCCCGAGACCCGUCUCUCGGGGCAGACCCAGGCGCUGCGGACAUGGGCCAGAGUGAACACUACAUCUACGUCACGUAUCCUCCCGACUUGAAAAGGCGGCUGCUGGAAAGGUAUGCCGGAGGGAAAAUGGGUUUAUUAUUGCUUGGUGUAUCGCCUGAUACUGAACGACGUGCAUAUUGA